Messenger RNA from Pecten maximus, 3640 nucleotides. Its product is annotated as cell division cycle and apoptosis regulator protein 1-like. Gene Ontology annotation, biological process: regulation of DNA-templated transcription. The transcript is spliced from 21 exons. NCBI's taxonomy places the organism in Eukaryota, Metazoa, Mollusca, Bivalvia, Pectinida, Pectinidae. Gene Ontology annotation, cellular component: nucleus. The coding region runs from base 116 to 3517 and encodes 1133 amino acids. The record is from RefSeq and is a predicted model, not a curated record.
UGGAAGAUGAAGAUUAGGAACGAGUGAGGAAGAACCUGCGGGCCCACAAAAUAAAUUAACCUUGUAUCUUUUAGCUUGUUUAUAUAUCAGUAUAUGUGAUUAUCAUUGAAGUACCAUGUCGCAGUUUGCGGGAACAAAAAACCCACCGUGGGCUAGACCACAGUCACAAUCAGAAUUUAUUAAUGUUUCGUCGACAAACACCAUUGCUGCUGCAAACUCGAUCAACCAGAGCCAAGUGGCCAACACCAUGCUUCCCCAGUCAGUGGUGGCCAACCCCACAGUGUACAGCCUCAACAAUUCCACACCCAACUUGGGCACCUCCCAGUACACAGCUCCUCAGUACUCCGCCCAGCAGCUGGUCGGUCUUCAGGCACAGCAGCAGGCAGCAGCCCAGGCAGCCAUGCAGCAGCCCUCUAUUUCCUCGCCAGCCCCUACCGGACCUGUGAUUCCUCAGCCAGGUAUAGCUAUCCCUACCUCCCUGGCCACUACUCCAAAUGUCAGCUACCCAACUCCCAGGGCAGCCCAGCCUCAGGGACCCAAGCAGAGAGUCUUCACUGGCACCAUCACCAAACUCCAUGAUAACUUUGGAUUUGUGGAUGAAGAUGUCUUCUUCCAGACAAGCUGUGUGAAAGGUGCUCAGCCUAAGGUUGGAGACAGAGUUCUGGUGGAGGCCACUUUCAAUGCCAACAUGCCCUUCAAGUGGAAUGCUGUAAGGAUACAAGUACUUCCUAACCAGGGACCACAACAAGCAGGGAUGGGAGGUGGUUUUAACAAACCCUCCGGACCAAUAUCUAUGGCUAAUUCCAUGAUACAAUCAUUGGCAACCAACAUGCCUCCAUCGGGACCCAUGAAUCAUGGAGGGAAUCUGUCUCUCAAUCAGCCUCUUCAGUCUCUGAUGCAAACCCACCAGCCACCUCCAGGCCUAAUGUCAGCCUCAGGAAUGAGAGGCCCCAUUUCCUCUGCACGGAGGAAUGAACCUGCUCGAUUUGAGAGGAAUCGUGAGAGGAAAAGAGAGAUGAUGCAGGAGAAGCGGGAGCGACAGGAACGUCUACAAGUUGCUAGGAAACGAUCACGUUCAAGGUCCCCUGUCGCCAAACGCAAUGAUUCCACACAUCAGCGCAGUCCUGCCAGAAGGAGGCCCCGGAUAGUACCAAGAUAUGUUGUCCAGGUCCCAAAGAUCUCAUUUGACAUGAAAUUUGCCAAUGUGAUGUCAUUGAAGGCACGCUACACAAACAUGUAUAUUCCAAGCGACUUUUUCAACGCCAACUUUGCGUGGACAGAUGCAUUCCCAAUUGUUCGACCAUUCCAGCUUGGCAAUCACUGUUCCUUUCACUUAUUCCACAAGGAUGUGGAGGGUGUGGAACCUACUACGGCUGUACUGGACCCCCCAGACAGUGACCAUGCCUACAAUGCUAAGGUAAUGCUCCUUUCCUGUCCCUCUCUCGAUGAUCUAUACCACAAGUCAUGUGCCCUAGCUGAGGACUCACCAGAUGCCCAAGAAGGAUUUGUCCAUCCAACCAGGCUGCUUAACUUCCUUGUAGGUCUGAAAGGGAAGAAUGAGACGAUGGCCAUUGGGGGGCCUUGGUCUCCCUCUUUAGAUGGUCCUAAUCCAGGGGAAGACCCUGGAGUGCUGAUCAAAACAGCCAUUCGUACUACCAAGGCCCUGACUGGGAUCGACCUGGCUGCCUGCACACAAUGGUAUCGAUUUGUCGAGAUGCAGUACCUGCGGCCAGAGGAGACCCACAAGGGGAAACACGUGGCGGCCCGGGUAGAAACCACCGUCAUUUUCUUUCCCGAUGUGUGGAGCUGUACCCCAACCCGCCUCGAGUGGGCCACUUUGCAGGCCUCCUACAAAAAACAACUUCAGAAGAAGUUGUCGACGGUUUCCAGUUCCGACAAGGACGACAACUCACAGGAAGAAGAAAACUCUGAAGAAAAUAGUGAGCCAACGCAUUUCUCUGAACUGGAUCCUAAGACAAUGAAGAUUGUUGACCUGAGGAAAGAGCUUGAAAGUCGUACUCUUAGCUCCAAAGGACUCAAAUCUCAACUCAUUGCUCGCCUCACAAAGGCCAUUAAAUCUGAGCAGGAGAAAGAGGAGACACAGGAAAAUAUGGAAGUGGAGGAAGAGGCACCAGAGGACCAAAAAAAAUCACAGGAGCCAGAGGAGAAGACUGACGAGAAGAAAAAGGAGGAGGAAGAGGAGAAGAAAAAGGAACGAGAGAAAGUGUCAUUGGAGAGAAAGUAUGUCCUUCCUGAUGAUCCUGCUAUCAUUGUGCACCCCAAUCCCACAGCCAAGAGUGGCAAGUUUGACUGUGCUGUUAUGUCUCUUAGUGUCCUUCUGGACUACCGGCCUGAGGACAACAAAGAACACUCCUUCGAGGUGUCCAUUUUUGCGGAACUCUUUAAUGAGAUGUUGAUGCGUGACUUCGGGUUUGAGAUUUACAAAGUACUAGUGAAGGCACCAGAGAAAAAGGAAGAGGAGAAGAAAGACAAGAAGAAGGAGGAAGAGAAAAAAGACAAAGACAAGAAAUCAGAUGAUAAAUCUUCCAAGGAUGGUAGCAGCAGUAGCAAGAAGAAAAAGACUGAUGAAAAGGAUCGCAAGGACAGUGAAAAAAAGGACAAAGACAGGAAAAAGGAUGAUGACAAGAAAAGUGAUGGUGAGAAAAAAGAGGAAAGAGCUGACGAAAAUGAUGGGGAAGAGGAAAGCGAUGACAAAGGAAAGAAGGAAAAAAAGAAAGAGAAGAAGAAAUUAUAUACUAAGGACAAGGAUGUACUGUUGUCAUUUACAUACUUUGACCAGAAUCACACAGGAUAUCUGUUGGAUAAAGAUGUGGAGGAAAUCAUCCAUACCAUCGGUCUACAGCUGUCUCGCGCUCAGGUGCGUAAGUUGGUACAAAAGUUGGUGUCCCGGGAUGCCCUCAACUACAGAAAGCUUACAGAUCGCCCUUUUCCUGGUCAGUCUGACAACAAAGAGGAAGCUGAGGAUCAGACAUGGGAACUAAAGAUCAAUGAGAUUGAGAAAUUGGCCAUCGGUAAUAAAAGCUACAUCCAGAUGAGAGUUAAACAGGAAGAAAUCCAGCAGUGCCCUACGAAGACUGCAGCUUUAAAGGACGAAGUGACUCCAGAAGAGGACACUAAGGAGGAGGUGACCGGCUUUGUUAUGUACAAAGGGAGUGUACUAGACAUCACCAGUGUGAUGCAGAGGCUGGACAGGAGUGAACGUACACGAAACGAAAUGGAGAAACAGAUGCAAAACCUCACCACACAGAAAGACGGUUUGAAGAAGAAUCUAGUCAGUAAAGAUGAUUCCUGCCAGAAGUUGGCUGCCGAAGUAAAACAACUGAAGCAGAAACUACAGAGCCAAGAGAAGCUAACAAACUUGAGUGACACAACAUGCAAGAAAUAUCUAUCUGCCUUGCAGGAAUCUCGUACAUAUCUAACCAGUGCAGUAGACACCAUUGUACAUGCUCUCUCAAGUGACAAGGUCAAAAAGGAGGAGGAGUCAAAUGGAAGUUGAUUGUGUUAGAAUAGAUGUAAAAUUCUGUAGGGUAUUUCUUGAAUCUAAUAUUAAGUACAUAGAUUUAAAAAGAAAAAUAAUGUAUCAAUGUUCUAAAGCAACAUUAAAAGCUACAUUGAUGUG